Cheilinus undulatus (humphead wrasse) is the source of this 926-nucleotide messenger RNA. Its product is annotated as high choriolytic enzyme 1-like. Gene Ontology annotation, molecular function: zinc ion binding; metalloendopeptidase activity. NCBI's taxonomy places the organism in Eukaryota, Metazoa, Chordata, Actinopteri, Labriformes, Labridae. Bases 41 to 820 code for a protein of 259 amino acids. The transcript is spliced from 8 exons. Gene Ontology annotation, biological process: proteolysis. The record is from RefSeq and is a predicted model, not a curated record.
AGAUCGAGGUGUUCACUCUGCUCACCUGCAGGACAGAAACAUGGCUCUCCUGAAGACCACACUCAGUGUCCUCGCCCUCCUCUUGCUCUCUGAACGCUCCUGGGCCGAAGAGAAGGACCUGUCUGUGUCUGAAAUCCUGUGGAGGGCCAACAAGGAUGUUGUACGCAGGGAGGAUGGGCCCUUGGUUAUUGAUGACAUCGCCUAUGUACGUGAGGAGGAGAGGAAUGCUGAUCCUUGCACCGAAACAGGCUGCAUGUGGGAAAAAUCUGCAGAUGGAAAAGUCUACGUGCCCUACGUCAUCGCAGGACAUUACACCUCUCGCGAGCGCUCCAUCAUCGAGCGUGGGCUGAUGUCCUUCACCGAUGUUUCCUGCAUUCGUUUCGUCCCACGCUCCAGUCAGAGAGCCUACCUGAACAUCAUGUCUGACAGCGGCUGUUACUCUUACGUUGGCCGAAUUGGUUCUGCUCAGACGUUGUCUCUGGACCGUAAUGGCUGUAUUUACCACAACACAGUGCAGCAUGAGCUCCUCCACGCGCUCGGCUUCAACCAUGAACAGUGCCGCUCUGACAGGGACCAGUACAUCAGGAUUCUGUGGCAGAAUAUCAUGCCUGGCUUGGCAUACGCCUUCGACAAGCUCAACACUCUGAACAUGAACACACCCUACGACUACAACUCUGUCAUGCAGUACCACAGGUACGCCUUCUCUGCAAACAAUCAGCCCACCAUGGUUCCAAUCCCCAAUGCCAACGUUGAAUUCGGCACCGCCACAGAGAUGAGUCAAAAUGACAUCCUCAGACUGAACAGGCGCUACAAUUGUUGAACAGUGAAGUAAACACACUGGAGCCCUGAAACCAGCUGUCAGACAUUCAGAUGUUUUUCUCUCUUUAUAAUAAAGUCAAAGACAUCACAUGGACAGUAAACCCUCA